This is a messenger RNA of Doryrhamphus excisus (bluestripe pipefish), 7526 nucleotides long. RefSeq names its product insulin receptor substrate 2b (gene irs2b). The record is from RefSeq and is a predicted model, not a curated record. Gene Ontology annotation, molecular function: phosphatidylinositol 3-kinase binding; insulin receptor binding. Gene Ontology annotation, biological process: insulin receptor signaling pathway. Gene Ontology annotation, cellular component: cytosol; plasma membrane. NCBI's taxonomy places the organism in Eukaryota, Metazoa, Chordata, Actinopteri, Syngnathiformes, Syngnathidae.
UCACCUCCGCCUCCUCCUUUAGUGUGUAGAUGGUCACAUGUUGUUUUCCCUCCCCAGUCCGGCGGACACCAACAGCAACAGCAGCGGCAGACAUGUGUUAUUUAUCGCCGAGCUGCGGGAAAAGCAAGACGAGGAUUGAAGCUUAAAAAGAAAAAGCGCCUCGUUUUCCCGCUUUCGGCUUCCUGUUAGCAGCGGCGCCGGCAGAAGAAGAAGAGGAGGAAGAAGAGGAGGAAGAAGAAGAAGAAGAAGAAGUAUGGCGAGUCCGCCCAGCGACGCCGGACCACCGCUACCGGCCACCGGCGUGAAGAAGUGCGGCUACCUGAGGAAACACAAGCACGGACACAAGCGCUUCUUCGUGCUGCGGGAGCCCGGCGACGGCUGCCCUGCCCGGCUGGAGUACUACGAGAGCGAGAAGAAAUGGAGGAACAAGUCCGCCGCCAAGAGGGUCGUUCCGCUGGAUUGCUGCCUGAACGUCAACAAGCGAGCGGACGCCAAGCACAAACAUCUCAUCGCUCUCUACACCAAGGACGAGUACUUGGCCGUGGCGGCGGACAGCGAGGCCGAGCAGGAGGGCUGGUACCGGGUGCUGACGGACUUAAUCGCGGAGGGGAGGGAGUACGACGGCUCGGCGUCCAAUUCCGCGUCCUCGCUGGUGGGAUUCGACGAGGCGAGCUACGGGGUGAUCACGCCGGUGAGCGCCGCCUACAAGGAGGUAUGGCAGGUCAACAUGAAGUCCAAAGGGCUGGGGCAGAGCCGGAAUCUAACCGGCGUGUACAGGCUCUGCCUCUCCAGUCGGACUAUCAGCUUUGUCAAACUCAACACAGAAGUGGCCUCAGUCACCCUGCAGCUGAUGAACAUCCGGAGGUGUGGCCACUCCGACAACUUCUUCUUCAUCGAGGUGGGCCGCUCAGCAGCCACAGGACCCGGCGAGCUCUGGAUGCAAGCCGACGACUCGGUGGUGGCGCAGAACAUCCACGAAACCAUCCUGGAAGCCAUGAAAGCCAUGAAGGAGCUGUCAGAGUUCCGCCCCCGCAGCAAAAGCCAGUCGUCGGGCACCAACCCCAUCUCGGUGCCCACCAGGAGGCACCUGAACAACCUCCCCCCGAGUCAGACGGGCCUCCUGCGGAGGUCGCGCACCGACAGCAUGGCUACAACGUCGCCGGUGGGUAAAUUCUCCUCCUGUAGAAUUCGCACGGCCAGCGAGGGCGACGGCACCAUGACACGCCCGAUGUCCGUGACGGGGAGCCCCCUCAGCCCGGGGGUCCACCGCACCCUUCUGAGCAGGUCUCACACCAUUACGGCCCGCCCUUGUCGGACGUUUGAAUCCUCGUCCCUCCAGCACAGUAAGUCCAUGUCCAUGCCUCUGUCUCACUCCCCGCCCACGGCCGCCCCGAGUCUGGCCAGCCUGUCCUCGUGUCCGGAUAGUAGCGCUCCUCGUCCCUCCAGUUGCAGUGCCUCCUUCUCGGGCUCCCCGAGUGACGCAGGUUUCAUAUCGUGUGAGGAGUACGGCUCAAGCCCCGCAGAUGCACGGGACCUCCGGCUGCCUCUUACGUUCGGUAGCAACACCCCCGAGUCUCUAAAAGCAGACACCCCCCCCUCGCGGGACGGCAGCGGGCUUGAGGGCUACAUGCUAAUGGACCAGCAGAGCGGCUAUCGUUGGCUGCCCGAGCUGGACAAGGCUUACCGAAAACGCACGUACUCCCUGACCACCCCCCGCCAGCAGAGGUGUCUCCCCCAAGUGUCGUCGGCUUCCCUUGAUGAGUACACGCUAAUGAGAGCCACGAAUACGAGUGGAAGCCUGUCUUCUCGCAGGUGUUCCCCUAAAGGAAGUCUCCCCGACGACUACAGGGAUGUCCAGAGGAGCGACGGCAGUGGUUACAUGGCCAUGAUGCCUGGCGUGGCGCCGCACACGUCAGGAGCUAAGCUGGACCCUUACAUGCCCAUGAGCCCGAUGUGUGUGUCUGCUCCUAAACAGAUCAUCAAUCCCCGGAUGCACUCCUCCUCAGCAGGGCUGGCCCCGCAUGCCGACUCCCCAGGCAGCAUUUCCCUGGAGGACAAUGGCUACAUGCGCAUGUGGUGUGGCAUCAAGAUGUCCGUGGAGAGCACUGAUGGAAAGCUGGCCAAUGGCGAAUACCUGAACAUGUCCCCCGUGGACCCUCUCUUGUUGCUCACACCCAGAGACUGCACCCUCGGCACUUGUGGAGGAGAACCGCACCCCCAGCACCAGCACAGGCAGCCUUAUUCUCACAGCACCCUCCCGCAUUCACUGAAAGGCCAACUGCACCGCACUGGUUCCAGUGACACUGACCAGUAUGUAGUGAUGUGUUUACAGAGGCAGAGGAUAGAGGAAGAGUCCAGCUGCUGUCCUGUCCCCCCAGGAGACUCCGCGGCAUCACCGGGCGGGACUCCUUCAUCUGCUCCCCCUCCUCUAAGAGUGACUCUGAGUGACAGAGGCCUGGCGCACAAGAGUAGGGCGUGUCGGCCCACCCGCCUGGCUCUGGAUUCCCUCAAAACCUUACCGUGUAUGAGCGAACACCCUCUGCCCUCUGAGCCACGAAGUCCUGGGGAAUAUAUUAACAUCGACUUCAGCAGUGCUUCCAGUGAUGCCGUGACAUCCGCCGGGGCGACCAACGGGGAGUCACAGCCGCCCUCGGACUACGUCAACUUGGACCUCACCUCACCGAAAACCGUGGACUCGCCUGCUCUGCAUGACAUACAGGAAGAGGAAGGGAAAGGCGCCGAGGUGAGGGAGGUGGUGGAUGAAUAUCCCCUCCAGCACCACAAGAUACAAGUCAAGGAAGACUACACCGAGAUGACGUUCGCUUCUCUGUGCGCCGCUGAUGCCGCCCCCGCCCCCGCCAGCCCCACCGCUUGCAUCCAGAGACUGAGCCUUGACAGCAGUCUUGUGGUGGAUGGGGUACCGCCGGCGCCAGUGGACUCGUUUCUCCUCCCUUCCAUGUCUGUCACCCUUGCGGACCCUCACAGGGGUGCAAAAGUCAUCCGAGCCGACCCUCAAGGACGCCGGCGACACAGCUCAGAGACCUUUUCCUCUACCACCACCGUCACGCCCGUGUGCCCGUCUUUUGCCUACGACACCAAGCGCCACAGCUCGGCUUCAGUGGAGAAUGUAUCCCGCGGCGUGAGGAGCCCCGAGGGCCAAGAUGAGGACUACGUCAGCAGCAGCAUGUGCAGGGAGACGUCGGCCGGCUAUCAGAAUGGACUCAACUACAUUGCCUUAAACUUGAUGGAGGGUACCCUGGGGGGGUGCAGGUUAGGGGACUGCGACGGCCUCCUCAGAUUCAAGCCGGGCUGCGGCUGCAAGGAUGGCAUGAACGGCUUCAACUCCAGCCCUUAUGCCAGCCUGGGCUUCAAGGAGACGACUGCUGCCGCCGUCAAAGAAUGAAGGCCACUGACUCCGCCCUCCUUCCUGUCCCUCCUGGUCGUCGUGGGCCGCUGCAGCCGAGUGACGAUGUCGCCUCGGCAACAGCUGGACCGCGCACUGCAGCCGAUGUCCUCUGACAACCCCCCCGGCCCACCGGCCCCCCCGCCCCCCUUCUCAGCUGUCGUCUCCGAGAGGUCACGGGGACUGCAGUCAUCGCCAUAGCAACACGGACACUUGACCUUUGCCACAAAUGUUCCUUUGAGGAGCCGCCCGACGCUGCUGCUGAUGACUUAACAGACAACUUGUCGGUCACCAUUUCAUUGAUGUGCGUAUGAAGGGUUGCCGGUUAGACACCCUGAAAAGACACAAAAGCAAACCACAACCACAAAGAAUACAAAUAAUGGAAUGAAUGCAUACUAAAUAUUUAUUUAUUUAUCACGGAUGGAUGCAUUCGCUUUUCCAAAUGUGGGAAUUUCUAUAAAUAAUCAUUCAACCAGGUGGCGUUUUGGUACAUAUUUAAAAAAACGAAUAAAUCAAGAAACCUACCUCAAUAACAACAAAACAGGUUGGUUACCCCCCCCCCCAUAGUUGAUAGAAAUAUAUAUGAAAUAUUUAUUUUCUCUCUCUCUUUUUUUUAUUUUUGAAAAGAACGGUAUCACCGAUCCAAAGCCUUACUCUCGCCUUGAUGGGCCCUCAAGUUUGGACCUUCAGUCGCAACGAAUGAGCCACUCUGAGAUUUCCACGCAGAUCAUCUAUGAUUAUAUUAUUUAGCGGUUAUUGAUCACCCAGACAUCUGAGCCAAAGUCUCAGCACCUUCAACACUUUGGACCUGCUCACCUGCUCACCUUUCACCUGUCGGGUGGAAGCCAAUGUUCCUUCAUGUUCCUUCAUGUUCCUUCAUGUUCCUUCAUGUUCCUUCAUGUUCCUUCGUGUUCCUUCAUGUUCCUUCAUGUUCCUUCAUGUUCCUUCAUGUUCCUUCGUGUUCCUUCAUGUUCCUUCAUGUUCUUUGCAUGUCAGCACUAGGGAUGGGCAUGAUCCAUAACGUCGUAUGAACGAUGAACUCAUGAGUUGAGUCGGAAUUCUUUUUCUCACCUAAAAUUCCUCCUUAACAAAAUAGGAAAGCACAAAAUUUCAUAAUAUAAUUUUACUUAGUUAUCAAGUUAUUUCGUGGUAAAAAAUAUGAUUAUUUUAUUAAUAUUUGGAAUCUGUUCUAAAAAAACUACAAUUUAUUUUGUACUUUAUUUUUGGUCAAUUCUAAAUUUUGCAUAAAAAUGUAUUCUCAGAAAAUCCAGAUGGUAUUUUUUUUUUAUAAAUUCUAUCCCAUUUUUAGAAAUUGUAACUUGCAAAAUUCAAUGGUUUUCCUCCUCAUCUUUACUUUAUUCUUUGACUUACUUUUUCUCCCAUAAUAAUUUUUCUUCCUUUUCUCUUAAAAUUCCAACAGAUUUUGAACAUUUUUAAAAAUUUUUCCUUGGAAAGUUCUAACUUUAUUUUCGCCUGAAUAUUAAGUUUUUGGUCUUUGAAAAUGUACAUUUUUUAUAUCAUAAAACCCACCUUUUUGUGAAUAUUGGGACUUUUAUGCUAAAAAUUCAACUUUUUAUUCGUGAUUGUGACUCACGUUCCGAUGCCUUUUCAUCAGGAAAUGACAAGUCUGUUUUUCCCAUAUUUGGACUUUAUUCUGGAAAAAUAUAUAUAUUUUAAAAUUCUCCUGAAAUUCUGAUGAUUUUCCGCUAAUCUCAUUCUUGAACAAAUUCAAACUUUUUCAUAAAAUCUUGACUUUUCAUGUUUUGAUUGAUGUUCCGAUGCCUUUUCAUGAUAAAUGUACAACUCUUUUUGUGGACUUUGAAAGUAUUUUUUCUCAUAAUAUUGUACCUUUUAUUGAUGUAAUAUUGUUGAUGAAUUAAUAUAAGUUGAUGAAUGGAAUGUAGUCAAAUGCCCAUCCCUAGUCUUAACUGUACAUCACACACACACACACACACACACACACACACACUCACCUUUUGCCUCACGGCGGCGCCGAGCCAUGUGGUCAACCCGAGUCCAAAGCUUAAACCCACACCAGGGCCUGGCGCUGCCAUGGUGGAAGCCUCGGGCGAAUCCCCGGGCAGAGGAGCGAAUGCAUGGUCUUGCACUUACAAACUUUAGUAGAUUGUAACACAAGACGCGUUGAAUGUAGUACACGCUGCGUUCCGAGGUCGGGAACGCACAAAGCCCUGACAGAACACCACAAUAUGCAGUGAAAAGACAGAAUAAAGGAUUAGCUGGUACUUGGAGCGUGUAGAUAGUGUGAGGUUAGAAGAAGAAGCAAGAAGAAAUACGUUUGCUGUUUGAAAGUGUACAUAGUUUGUGUUGGAGUGAUGCAACAAAAGCACUAAUUAAGUUAUACGCUAACCACUUGUGGUUUGCCUCCUUUUUCUCCUUUUCUUUUCCCAUGGAAUAACUCGCGGGAUGGGAUAGUAUUGGCAAACGCCACGCCGCCAUUUUUCUACUGCUGUGACUCAACUGCAAAUUUUGAAGAAACAAAAGAGUUGUUGGCCUCCACUUAAGGUACAAACGGCAUAUAUGCAAUAUACACACUUUUGGACACGUGAGUUUACUUACCAAGACGUACCAAAUGUACAAAUAUUGUGGAUAAUGUUUAUGAAACAUCUGAUUUUCAUGGCGUUUUUAUUCAAAUCUUUUUCAAUUUUUUGCUAUUGGAGCUCUUUGGUGUUUGAGCAGUUUGGUGUUUUGUUUUUUUUGCAUUUGGUCGUACAUCAACGGUUACUGUUGCUCCCUUUUUGCUGUGUUUUUCAUUGUAAAUAUUUCACAUCUUGAAUAAUUAUUAUUGUGAUGCAACUAAGAGAUGAUAAUUUAAACUUACGUCGUUACUUUAGAUUGUAUUGAUUCUUUUAGACUCAUGAAAUAAAAAAUGAUAUUAUUUAAGAAAACAGCCUUGCCUUGUCUGCUUCCGUGGAGUAAAAUGGCCACUCCGUUGUCUUCCGUGUUCACUUCCUGUUGGUGUCAUGGUCUGGCACCCCCAUGUUUUGGCGGUAUCGUGUAUCGGCAUGUUAGUUUUUUAAUUUCAAGCAAUGCCUUUGUGAUACGAUGACAAGAAAUUCUUUUAAAUCAGUCUGUGUUCAAAUUUCCGAACCCAACAGAAAUAAUGUUUUUUUUUUAGAAAAAUGAUAUAUUCAAUGAGUUAAUAUGAGCUAGCUAACAACGGAGGUUAUGGGAAAUACCUAUUUUGCCUCCAUAGCCAACAGUGUUCAUUUACAUAUUUCAAUUAUAUUAUGUAUAUUAACCAAGCUACAGCCAUGUUAUUAUUGUAGCGGCUAACGUAAAAAAACAUUUAUAUCUGACGGACUAACAUAGCCUCGCUAAUCGCUAGCACUUUUUACACGAGGACUGAGCACACAUUUUGUUCUUGUUGUGUUUGUGAUGACAAUCAAGUCUUUUUAAUGAGUCAGUCUUAACAUUUGUGAACCCAACAGAAUUUCUUUUUCUCUGAAAAUGAUGUGUUCAAUGACAUAAAUGAGUUCAUAUGAGCUAGCUAACAACGGAGGUCAUGGGAAAUACCUAUAAUACUAUAUAAUGUAUUCUAUAUAAUAAUAAUAAUAAUACAGCGUUAUUAUUAUUGUAGCAGCUAAUGAUUUUGAUCUGACGGACUAACAUAGCCUCGCUAAUCGCUAGCAUUUUUUACCCGAGCCUGGAGCACACAUCUUGUUCUGUAUCUCCCUUUUUGUGUUUUCCCAUCUUAUUUUUAUUGUGCUUGAUGCUCCUCUUGAUGCUCCUCUUCCAUUCCCAGGAAGCCCGAUGGAAGACUAGACCUGGAAAAGAUGCAGCCAAUCAAAUGUGGAACGUUUCGCUUCUUUCCCACACUGAAGGAGGAAUGCAAACACGCUCACUAUGUUUAUUUGUCACCUUGUUUGUUUUGUAUGCCGCACGCACGCACACACACACACACACACACACACACACACACGGUGGAGUGGAGGAACUGGAUGACAGGUUGAUGAAAGGAGAAGAAGAGAGAGCAAAUACCCUGAGGCACACCCAUUUGUGUUUCCCUCUCCCGCUCAAAAAGCAGUUCCUGUUUGGGAGUUUUUUGUAUCUACACACACCCACACACACACACACACACACACACACACACACACACACACAC